This is a messenger RNA of Drosophila kikkawai, 1179 nucleotides long. It is a transcript of the gene Or85f, whose product is annotated as Odorant receptor 85f. Lineage: Eukaryota; Metazoa; Arthropoda; Insecta; Diptera; Drosophilidae. Gene Ontology annotation, molecular function: olfactory receptor activity; odorant binding. The record is from RefSeq and is a predicted model, not a curated record. Gene Ontology annotation, cellular component: plasma membrane. Gene Ontology annotation, biological process: sensory perception of smell; detection of chemical stimulus involved in sensory perception of smell.
AUGGAACCAGUGCACUACAACUACGAGGACUUUGCCUGGCUGCCCACCGCCGUGUUCAGGAUCAUGGGCUAUGACAUGCUGGGCUCCCCGAAGACUCGUUCCCGGAGGAUACUAAUGCGUCUAUAUCGCAUUUUGUGUCUUGGCUGUCACGGCUUUUGUGUGGGAUUCAUGAUUUUCCGGAUAGUGGAGGGCAAAACCAUUAACAACAUCUCGCUGAUCAUGCGCUAUAGCACUCUGGUCACCUAUGUCAUUAAUUCGGACACCAAGUACGCCACCGCCAUGCAGCGCAGUGCCAUCCAGAGUCUGGAUACCAAGCUGGCUGACCUGUAUCCGAAGACCACGCUGGACAAGAUCUACCUUCGGGUGAAUGAGCACUAUUGGUCCAAGAUGUUCGUCUACCUAGUUCUCUUUUACAUUGGGUCUUCGAUAAUGGUGGUCAUUGGACCUAUUAUACAAUCGAUUAUAUCGUAUUGGACGAACAGUGGCUUCACCUACAUGCACUGCUAUCCCUACUUCAUAUUCGAUCCCGAGAAGGAUUCUGUAUGGAUCUACGUGGGCAUCUAUGCCGUAGAGUGGCUGCACAGCACACAGAUGGUUAUAUCCAACGUAGCUGCAGAUCUCUGGCUGAUUUAUUUUCAAACGCAAAUAAAUAUGCACUUUAGGGGCAUUAUAAGAUCGCUGAAGGACCAUAAGCCCAGUGUGGAUCGUGAGGACCAAGACCGACAAUUUGUGGCGCAAAUAGUGGAGAAGCAUGUGUAUCUGGUCAAGUUACAAAACUACCUCAAUGGCAUUUUUGGGGGUUCCCUGCUCCUGAGCCUGCUGACCACCGCCGCAGUUCUCUGCACAGUAUCGGUUUACACUCUAAUACAGGGUCUCACCCUGGAGGGAGUUUCCUAUGUGAUUUUCAUUGCCACCUCAACUUUGCAGGUAUUUCUGGUAUGUUACUACGGCCAGGAAGUGUUUGAUUUGAGUUCAGACAUUGCCCAUGCCGUUUACAACCAUGACUUUCACAACGCCUCGAUAUCCUACAAGAAGUGGCUGCUGAUCAUCAUCAUUCGGGCACAGCAGCCCGUUGAGCUGAGUGCCAUGGGCUACCUGCCCAUAUCGCUGGAUACCUUCAAGCAGGUGAUGAGCGUUACUUACCGCGUCAUAACCAUGCUCAGGCAGAUGAUUCAGUAG